AUGAAAAAUAAAGGUGGUAUUUUAAGUAAGGCAAAACAUAUUGAAAAUGAAACAGAUUUAGUAAAUGAAGAUAAUAAAUUAUCAUCCAAUAUUGAACAUGGAUGUAAAAAUGCAAUAAAUGAAUCUUUUAUAUAUGAUGAAGAGGAAAUCAAAAAUUUUAGAUAUGAUAUAAUAUAUGUUCCAUUUCAUACAAGAUUAGAAGAAAGAGAAACUGAUGACAAACCAAUUCUUUAUAUUCAACAACCAAAUACAAUGGUAUCACAAGAUAAUAUAAUAUACAAGUAUAAAAGUUACAAUGAAACAGAAGAUGAUGGUAUAAAUUUAAGUAAAAUUACUUUUUAUAUUUCUCUUGAAAAGAUAAAAAAAAAUAAAAUUAUAACAAUCAUUGAAAUACAUAUUCCAUAUGAAUAUGCUCAUAAAACAGGACUUACAAGUUUUGAAAUAUUUCAAAUUCAUUCAUGUUCCCAAAAAUAUGCAUUUUUAAGUCGAUUAGUUUAUGUAAAAUAUAAAAUUGAUUUUAAGAAAAAUAAAAGAAAUCUUGAAAUUAUAACACAACAAUCAAAUCUUACUCAAAAAGCUAAUUUCUCCUAUAUAGAUAUUAAUUUUGGAAAAAGUAAUUUUUUAGAAAAUGACACAACUAUAAUUAUGAUUAAUUCAUUAAAUAAACUUAGUGAAGAUAAUUUUUCUGACAAAAAUCUAACAAUAAUAUUAUUGACAAAACAAGGAAAAAUUUUUGAAACAAUUAUUCAACCAUAUUUUUAUCCACCUUUACAUACAAAUAAAAGUUAUAAUUUAUAUGAUAUUAAAAUAACAUAUAUUUCUAAUGAUGAUGAGUCAAAUGUUAUUGUUAAAACACCAAUUUAUAAGAGAAAAGAACUUCCUUCAGGAGUUAUGCCUGGUUUUCAACCAAAAAAACCUUAUUUUUUAAAACCUAAAGUUAUAAAAUUUGAUUCCGAAAUGAAAACUAACAUGAUAACUUUUAAAACUACAAAAUUUCCACAAUUAUUUUUUACUUAUACUGAUCUAUUGUUAGAUGAUAAUAUUAUUUACGCUGAUGAUCCAUAUGAUUAUGUACAACAAGAUCGUACAAAAAUUGCAUAUAAUAUUUCUUAUUAUAAACAAAAUAUUGAAGAAUACAAAUUAGAAGUUGAUGUAGUUAUACCAUAUUUAGCUUUGACUUUUGAACCAGUAAAUUUACUUAAAGUAUUUGCUGUUUUUCCAAUUGGCUAUGAUUUUAUCAUUCCAAAUAUAGAGGCAAAAGUUGUGUUAGAUUUCAAAGAUAAAUUAGUUUCAGCAGAUGAUUACCCAGUGAUAAAAAAAAGAAGUAACAAUCGUUUGAAUGAAUUUUUAUCACCUCCUGAAAAAAUAGAAAUUGAAUGUGGAAAUACAAAUGGUGUUUCAAUGAAUUUUGAUAAUAUUAUUAUCCUACCAAAACAAUACAAAAAUGAUGUAAUUUUAAAUAAAUAUCAUAAAAAAACUAUAUUUUUCUUUGAAUACAAAACUUCAAAGUCAAAUGAUAUAAAAAAUUUUUUUACUGAAAUGUACUUAAAUGAUGAUGCAAUUCAUAGUGAUGGUACUUUUAAAUAUAAUUGUAAGAUAAAUAUUCCUCCAAGAAUGAAAAAUAAAAUCAAUGAAACAUCUUUAAGUUAUAUAACAGGGAAACAAAAACCUUCUGAUGAGUUAAAAUUUAACUAUGAUGAAAUAUUACUACAAGAUGUAGAAAAAACUUAUUUUAAGAUUUUUUAUCAUUCAUCAUUAAUAAAAAAAAAUCAAAUUAAGUCAAAAAAUAUUACAUCAUUUUUAGAAGUUGAAAAGUAUCGUCAAAUGAUUACAAGUGAUAUUAAUAUUCUUUUAUAUAUGGUAAAAAAUUUUGAUCAUCAAACAUAUAAAUUUUAUAUUUAUGUAAUUGUUCCUUAUAAAUAUUUGGAUGAAAAUUUUGGUCAACCAAUAUCAAUAGUACCAUUUUACUCAUCAAAAGAUAAACUUCUACAUGGUGCAUCAGUUGAAUAUAUUAUUGGUAAUAAUCAUAAUUAUAUUAAUAAUGAUAAUGAAUUUAUAUAUGAUAUUGAAAUUUUAUCAUAUAAUGAACAAAUUAAAAUAACACAUAAAAGUAAUAUUAAAAAACUGUAUAUUAAAUUAAAUGGUAAAACAGCAAAAAAAGAGAAUAUUGAUGUUUAUUAUAAAAAUGAUUUAGCAUUCAAACCAAUAAAAAAUAAUUCAAAUAUUAAUAUUAUUAUUGAAUUUGAUAGAACAAAUAUUGGUAAUGUUUAUGUAACAGCAAAUGUUAAAAUUCCUCAUAAUUUUUUAACAAAAUAUGAUGAUCCAACUGUUCUUAUUAUGCAUGAUGUUGAUCCAUUUUAUAAUUAUUCACAAAGAAUUAAAACAAUUACAACAUAUGAUGAAGGUGAACCACAAAGUCAAUGUUCUGUUCUUGGAAAAAAUAUUAACUAUGAAAAUUAUAUUGUACCAUAUGAGAAUAGAAUUGAUAUAGUUUCAGGAAAGAUUCCUAGAUUAUAUGUUUUUAUUAAAACAGAUAAAAUUUCCCCAAAUAAUAUUUUAAUUUUCCAGAAAAGUUAUAUUAAUGAAACAAAAUUAAUUAAUGGAACAGAUAUAAAUAUUUAUGUAACAUCUAAUAAUAUAAAUCAGUGUAAUGAAGAUAUAAAUAUUGUUGUUGUUGUAAAUAAUACUUAUUAUAUAGAUAACAUUAAUCCAAUAUCAAUUAAAGUUGUCUAUCCACAACAUAUUCAUGGAUUAAAUUAUAUUAAACAAAAAUUUUUAUAUUAUUAA
Molecule: messenger RNA, 2787 nt
Organism: Strongyloides ratti
Lineage: Eukaryota; Metazoa; Nematoda; Chromadorea; Rhabditida; Strongyloididae
Exons: 1
Coding region: 1-2787 (928 amino acids)
Source: RefSeq, a predicted model, not a curated record